UAGCAGAUGUAAAGAAGAGAUGGGCUAAACUCAUACUUACACUACAUCCUGAUAAAGUACCAUUCAACUGGAAGGGGGAUAAGAGAGAGGCUGUACAGAAGGUUAAUGAGGCUAAGAAGAAGGUGAUUAUUAUCAUCAUCAUGGUGGUGGUGGUAUUGUGA
Perkinsus marinus ATCC 50983 is the source of this 161-nucleotide messenger RNA. RefSeq lists its product as hypothetical. The annotation marks the transcript as partial. NCBI's taxonomy places the organism in Eukaryota, Perkinsozoa, Perkinsida, Perkinsidae. The transcript is spliced from 2 exons. The record is from RefSeq and is a predicted model, not a curated record.